AUGGUUUCCCGCCAUAUAGGGAUCAGAGGCAAUGAGCUUUCGCCGUUUGCCGAAAACGGCCGGGGGAGCCCCCCCAAAACCCAGAUAAAAAACUCAGACCGAAGUUUACUUGGGGGGAAGUGUACGCCGUCGUCUGGUAAAGAGAUUAUGCGAGAUGCUUCACCACGGGUACAGGGGCCCGCUGGCAAACCCCCGCCCGGUAAACACCGAGCCCACAAAACGACCAAAAGACCCGUUUCCAGCGCCUGCACGGUUCCCCCGACGACCAUGAGAGUACACGUCGGCGACCUUGGCAACGUGCUGGCUGACGGAGACGGAUUAGCAAAGGUCAACAUCACUGACCCUGUCAUCUCUCUCAAGGCAACUUUUUCCGUCAUCGGCCCCCUUCGACUGCACGCGGGCGAGGCGACCUUUGGGGACGGCGGCAACGGAAAGAGCCUCAAAAGGGGGGCAAAAAGCAGGUCGACGUCUGGCCUCGGCGUUAUCGGCUUUGCGUUUGAAGGUGACGCUUAA
This is a messenger RNA of Penaeus monodon (black tiger shrimp), 513 nucleotides long. Its product is annotated as superoxide dismutase [Cu-Zn]-like. Gene Ontology annotation, biological process: superoxide metabolic process. The transcript is spliced from 3 exons. Gene Ontology annotation, molecular function: metal ion binding. Bases 1 to 513 code for a protein of 170 amino acids. Lineage: Eukaryota; Metazoa; Arthropoda; Malacostraca; Decapoda; Penaeidae. The record is from RefSeq and is a predicted model, not a curated record.